UAAUUUCAUAUCAAAUUUGGUUAUGUAUUUAGAAUUUUAUAUUAUUUAUUAAUUAAAUAAUUAAUAAGCCAAAUAUAAUAUUAAGAAAAUAAAAUGGCUAAAACAAAGACAAUAAGUAAAGGAUGUCCGAAAUGUGAGCAACAGGUGCCAGUUGCUUGUAAAGCUUGUCCUUGUGGCCAUUCAUUUUUUAAUGCACGAAGAAGUUCAAUGAAAUCACCACCAAGUCCAGAAUCAGGUGUUAUGAAAACACGUAGAACAAAUAGAAUAAAAAGAAGAAUAAAUUAUUACGAUGCACUUGAGUAUGAUAAAAAAACAAAAAAAAGUGCAAAGAUUAGAAGAAGAACAGCUGAUGAAGGAGCAGUAUCAGACAAUGAUUGUUCACAAUUAAAUAAUAAUAAACAAAAACGUAAAGGUAAAUCAAAGGGUAGAUUUGGCCCAAAUGGUGCAUUAGGUGAUGAUGAAGAUGAGACUGAAGGUGUCAGUAAUUUGUCACCAGAAAAACAAUUAACAUGCUCAUUAAUACUUCAAGAAAUUAACAGCAAAAUGAGUACUGUUGCUUGGAAGCCAAUGUAAAAAAAAAAAAAAAAAUAAGAUAAUUCCUUUUAUUUUUAUUAAACUAUUAUUAAACUGUUUAAUUUAAAACAAUAUUUAUCGUGUUCAAACACUCCAGUCAUUAAGAGUCAUGAAAUUCUUUUCAAUAUUAAUUAUAAUUACAAAUAAAGUUUUUUUUUUUUUUUUAAAUUAUUAUUAUUAUUAAACUCACCUUGAACAGCAUGUUUUUUUUUCUUUAAAUAAAAAAGUAAACCGACUGUUAUUCACGUGAUUGUCUUAUACAUGUAUGUUGAUAUAAAAUUUAAAUAUUAUUAUAAAUAAUGUGGCAUACAUCUAUUGUAA
Aphidius gifuensis is the source of this 894-nucleotide messenger RNA. Its product is annotated as UPF0547 protein C16orf87 homolog. The record is from RefSeq and is a predicted model, not a curated record. The transcript has 3 exons. Bases 94 to 573 code for a protein of 159 amino acids. NCBI's taxonomy places the organism in Eukaryota, Metazoa, Arthropoda, Insecta, Hymenoptera, Braconidae.